AUUUUUUUAUUUUUUAUUUUUUGGGUGAAUCGCUAAAACCCCUUGAGUUCCUCAUCCGCCAGAGUCUUCUUUCUCAGUGAGUGGAGCUUCAGUGAUGGCUCUUCAUGCCAUUAAAAGAUCGAAAAUUCCAGUUUUGACUUCAAGAGUCCUCCGACUCCUUUACAGAGCGCCCAUUAAACAGCUCUCGCUGCCUUUAAGAUCCAAUAUUUUGGCGUUUGAAACUGUUUCGUUGAAACCCAUCGCUGGGUUUAGGCUAUACCAUGAUGGGAGGCCGAGAGGACCCCUUUGGAGGGGGAAGAAGCUAAUAGGGAAAGAAGCAAUUUUUGUGAUAUUGGGGUUGAAGAGGUUUAAGGAUGACGAAGAGAAGCUUGAAAAGUUCAUCAAAACGCAUGUUGCGAGGCUCCUGAAGAUGGAUAUGAUCGCUGUCCUAACGGAACUUGAGCGUCAGGAGGAGGUUGUUUUGGCUAGCAAGAUAUUUGGACUGAUUCAAAAGCAAGACUGGUACAAGCCAGAUGUCUAUCUGUAUAAGGAUUUAAUUAUUGCACUGGCAAGACGAAAGAAAAUGGAUGAAGUUAUGCAACUAUGGGAGAAAAUGAGGAAGGAGGAUUUGUUUCCUGAUUCUCAAACAUAUACAGAGAUUAUCAGGGGAUUUUUGAGUUCUGGUUCUCCAGGAGAUGCAAUGAACAUAUAUGAGGACAUGAAGAAUUCCCCAGAUCCACCAGAAGAGUUGCCAUUCAGGAUUUUGUUGAAGGGUCUUUUACCACACCCUCUUUUGAGAAACAGAGUCAAGCAAGACUUUGAGGAGCUCUUCCCUGAGAAACAUGUGUAUGAUCCUCCAGAAGAAGUAUUUGGCAUACGCUGAGGGCCCAAGUUACUGUAUUGAAGGAAAACAUUGAAUGUUUAAUCUCAAUCAGCAAAAGGUUAUUCAACUAAAGUCUGGAGGACCAAUACUGUGUCAGUUUUACGCACAAAAAAAAAAAAAAAGAAAAUUUCAGAAACAAGAACUCCAUCACCCGUGCACAGAGAUGUAACAGUGAGCCUUUCUUCUUCUGAGCUUUAAAAUUUGGAGCACUUUAAACGGAGCCUACAAUUUGCUGUAUAUGUACGUUUUGAGGGUGAUUGUGUUUUGAGCUCAAGUCUAUAUAAGCUGCUGCAUUUGUUGUCAAUGUUAACGUUUCUUUGCUUCAAGAAAAUACUAAUGAAAAAAAAAAAAAAAAAAAUUCUAUAGCUUA
Messenger RNA from Ziziphus jujuba (common jujube), 1232 nucleotides. RefSeq names its product protein THYLAKOID ASSEMBLY 8-like, chloroplastic. The coding region runs from base 95 to 862 and encodes 255 amino acids. Lineage: Eukaryota; Viridiplantae; Streptophyta; Magnoliopsida; Rosales; Rhamnaceae. The record is from RefSeq and is a predicted model, not a curated record. Gene Ontology annotation, molecular function: protein binding. The transcript has 3 exons.